CUCGCCCGGCUUCCGGGCGGUGCCGGCGCGAUGGGUCUGAGGGUCAGCGUCGCUGAGUAGCGACGGCGGAGGGGCGUGCGGGCCCAGCGGUGCGGCCCGAGGGCUGCAGGCCCCGGGGUCUUUGGGAGCCGCCGGGGCGCGCGGAGAGAACCUAGGAUCGCUGCCCGCCGCCACCACCAGGCAUGUCGGCCGAGGCCUCGGGCCCGGCGGCCGCCGAGGCCCCGUCCCUGGAAGUCCCUAAGCCCUCGGGUCCCGAGCCUGGCUCCGCCGCCUACGGCCUCAAGCCACUGAGCACGAACAGCAAGUACGUGAAGCUGAACGUGGGCGGCUCGCUGCACUACACCACGCUGCGCACCCUCACGGGACAGGACACCAUGCUCAAGGCCAUGUUCAGCGGCCGCGCGGAGGUGCUCACUGACGCCGGAGGUUGGGUGCUGAUUGACCGGAGCGGCCGUCACUUUGGUACAAUCCUCAACUACCUGCGGGACGGGUCCGUGCCACUGCCUGAGAGUACCAGAGAACUGGGGGAGCUUCUGGGCGAAGCACGCUACUACCUGGUACAGGGAUUGAUUGAGGACUGCCAGUUGGCACUGCAGCAAAAAAGGGAGAACCUGUCCCCGCUGUGCCUCAUCCCCACGGUGACAUCUCCCCGGGAGGAGCAGCAGCUCCUGGCCAGCACCUCCAAGCCCGUGGUGAAGCUCCUGCACAACCGCAGUAACAACAAGUACUCCUACACCAGCACUUCAGACGACAACCUACUUAAGAACAUCGAGCUGUUUGACAAACUGGCCCUGCGCUUCCAUGGGCGGCUGCUUUUCCUCAAGGAUGUUCUGGGGGACGAGAUCUGCUGCUGGUCUUUCUACGGGCAGGGCCGCAAAAUCGCCGAGGUGUGCUGCACCUCCAUUGUCUAUGCCACGGAGAAGAAGCAGACCAAGGUGGAAUUCCCAGAGGCCCGGAUCUUUGAGGAGACCCUGAACAUCCUGAUCUACGAGACUCCCCGAGGCCCAGACCCAGCCCUCCUGGAGGCCACAGGGGGUGCAGCUGGAGGCGGCGGGGCAGGCCGAGGGGAGGACGAGGAAAACCGAGAGCACCGUGUCCGCAGGAUCCACGUCCGGCGCCACAUCACCCAUGAUGAGCGUCCUCACGGCCAACAGAUUGUCUUCAAGGACUGAGCUUUGCCCUGAGUUUUCCUCCCCUUCCCAGACCUUUGCCCCGGCUUUGCUGGCCAAGUCGUGGGUCUUCCUUCCAUCCCUUCAUUGCAUGGUACAGUUCACUUUGGCCCUUCCCCAUCCAUUCCCACCUCAUUGCUAACCACAUGGUACAUUCCAGCCCUUCCCCUCAGCGGCCUUUAGAAGGCCUACGUUCGUUCCCUCAUCCCUAUCCUUGUCCUGCCCUCUUCCCUCACCAGCUGGUUUAGAAGGAUUUAGAAUUCCCUUUCUCUUUUUUUAGUACGUUGUACACGCCAAAGUGUCAAGCCAGCCCUUAAUAACACCCACCACGUUCUGAGCCGCCUCCUCACCGCUGUGCAGGGUAGUUUGCCUCCCUCCUCCUUUCCCGCCAUGCUCCCAACUCCUUAACUUUGUACUAGGCUGGCCUGGGCCUGCACCAGCUCAGCACCUGCUCAGUUUGUUUCAUAUUAUUUAUUAUUUUAAUUUUCUAUUAAAUUAUUGGA
This is a messenger RNA of Hippopotamus amphibius kiboko, 1672 nucleotides long. It is a transcript of the gene KCTD13, whose product is annotated as potassium channel tetramerization domain containing 13. Gene Ontology annotation, biological process: protein homooligomerization; negative regulation of Rho protein signal transduction; protein ubiquitination. Gene Ontology annotation, cellular component: Cul3-RING ubiquitin ligase complex. The record is from RefSeq and is a predicted model, not a curated record. Gene Ontology annotation, molecular function: ubiquitin-protein transferase activity; protein binding. The transcript is spliced from 6 exons. NCBI's taxonomy places the organism in Eukaryota, Metazoa, Chordata, Mammalia, Artiodactyla, Hippopotamidae. The coding region runs from base 183 to 1172 and encodes 329 amino acids.